AUGUUUGUGGAAUCCCAAGGAAAUCCAGGAACAGAUCCAUUGGUUUUGUGGCUAAAUGGAGGUCCUGGCUGUUCAUCUCUUGGUGGUCUAUUUGAAGAGUUAGGCCCAUAUUUAAUCAACAAAGAUGGAAAAACACUUCGCCUAAAUCCUUAUUCGUGGAAUAAUUAUGCAUCAAUUAUAUUUUUAGAAUCCCCUGCUGGGGUUGGAUUUUCGUAUAAUACUAAAAGCAAGAAUGUUUUGACAAAUGAUGAUGAGGCUUGCCAUUCAGUGAAGCAAGUUAAGAGAUACAUCCUAGUUACCUCCCAUUUACCACUUAUAUUGAGGUCCAAACUUAAGUUGGUGGAUUCCGGGAACUCUUCGAAUAUCCAGAUCCGCCAACUAGUCCAAACUAGAGACCGUAUCAAGAAGAGAUCGCGAAAAAGAACUUCUGUUAUCGUGAUCUCGUUCAUUUUUGUGAUAUCGAUAAGAGUCACUUAUGACCCUCGAGUCAGGUCUCUAGUCCAAACAUGUAUGAUAUACAUAAAAAACUAUUUUCAGGUUGCUGUAGCUAACUAUGCAGCAUUAAAAGAUUUUUUCAAUAAAUAUCCUUUAUUUAAAUCAAAUCCAUUUUACCUCACUGGUGAGUCUUAUGCAGGAACAUAUAUUCCAUUGCUUGGUGUUAAAAUUUUGGAAAGCAUCAAAGAUACAAAAAUAAAUUUAAAAGUAUAUUUUGAUAUUUAA
Molecule: messenger RNA, 720 nt
Organism: Meloidogyne enterolobii
Lineage: Eukaryota; Metazoa; Nematoda; Chromadorea; Rhabditida; Meloidogynidae
Source: the annotation of a GenBank genome assembly